CGAGACCCACCAAAGACAAAACCGAAAUGACCCGGCGACGGUUGGCAGAAACCUUGUAGCAAUGUUCUCCAGUUUCUUCUCCUGGUGGUCACCAUCACCGCCAGCUCCAGCUCCGGAGAAGUAUGACCCUACAAAUCCCAAAAUGAACCCUCUUAACCCGAAGGGUCUCAAGCCAUGCUGCGCAUGCCCAGAAACAAAGGCCGCUCGUGACGCUUGCUUCCUUGAGAAAGGUGGAGACCAGGGUCAGUGCGCUGAAGUUCUUAAGAAGCAUGUCGAAUGCAUGCGUUCGCUCGGGUUCGAGAUAUAACUCGCAUAUGACACUUAUAUUUAUUUAUGCUAAUUACAACUAGAAACGACAUAGAUUUUAUGUAGCCAGCUCACACAAUCCAUUAGUUCUGCUCCCCUCAUCCCUGUGGCAGACAAACGACGAGUUAAGGACACAUACCUCAUAGUCCGGAUGUCUCGUCCCUCCUGCAUUGUUCGCAGGAGUACAAUUCUGGCUUUUGCGUUUCAUGCUGGCAAGCUAUCGGACCAACUUCUACCAGGAGAGGUUUAAAUC
Pisolithus orientalis is the source of this 559-nucleotide messenger RNA. Its product is annotated as COX17-domain-containing protein. Gene Ontology annotation, biological process: mitochondrial respiratory chain complex IV assembly. The record is from RefSeq and is a predicted model, not a curated record. Gene Ontology annotation, cellular component: mitochondrial intermembrane space. Gene Ontology annotation, molecular function: copper chaperone activity; copper ion binding. The coding region runs from base 62 to 307 and encodes 81 amino acids. The transcript has 5 exons. NCBI's taxonomy places the organism in Eukaryota, Fungi, Basidiomycota, Agaricomycetes, Boletales, Pisolithaceae.